Molecule: messenger RNA, 1055 nt
Organism: Anneissia japonica
Lineage: Eukaryota; Metazoa; Echinodermata; Crinoidea; Comatulida; Comatulidae
Product: COMM domain-containing protein 2-like
Exons: 5
Coding region: 96-698 (200 amino acids)
Source: RefSeq, a predicted model, not a curated record
CAGCUCAUUCUUCUUCAUAGUAAGUUCUUUGAUAAUACUUCCGCCUGCCGCCUGUUGUUGACUUUUAGGCCACCUGGUGAACUUAACCGAAUAAUAUGCUUUUAAUGUUGGAAGAUGAGCACAAGGAGCACCUUAGCUUCUUAAUGAAAGUUGAGCUUGAAGUGGUUCAGAAAUUUUGUCAAAUUGCUUUGGAAUUUCUAAAGAAAGGUUCAAAUCCCAAGCUUUAUCAAUCUGCUGCUCAGAAAUUGUCAGUUGAUGCACUUACAGUUCAAAAUGGUGUCCAGGGACUUAUGUAUUUAUUAACAGAGAGCUCAAAAUUGAUGGUAUCAGAGAUAGACUUUCAAGACUCGAUUCUAGUGCUAGGUUUCAAUGAAGAAUUAAAGAAAGAACUUCUACGGGUGUAUUUGGAUAACCGGAAGGAGAUCAGAGAAAUUUUGUCAGAGAUGUCGAUGGAUUUUCCUCAUUAUCACAACUUGGAGUGGAGGCUAGACAUAGAGUUGGCAAGUCGAUCUCUUCGACAUCAAGUGAAUCCUAACAUUCUGUUGAAACUGCACACCAAAGACUACGAUGAAGAAGAAACAACCAUCCUGCAGACCGACCCAGUGAACCUUGUCCACAUGACUGAAGUUUUAGAAGAUGCAUUAGCCCAAGUUAAAGCACAACAUAGCCGACGAAUUUUACGCAACAUCAAUAAAUGAUAACCGAUAUGAAAUAUUACAGUUAUUUUAUAUACAAUAUACAGUACAACAAAAAAUUAUUAUAACAAUAGCUGUAUUGGAGGGGAAACUAUCAUUUUUGUUAUUGCCAGAGUUUUUAUACUAAAAUAGAUUCCAAAAAUGUGUGUCCCUCCCUUCUCCAUGUUUCUAAAAUCAUAAUAAUAAUAUUAUUAUAAUUAUAUUAUAAUUAUAAUUUACCUGUAAUUUGUAGGACAUGUAUUUAAAGUAUACUCUGGUGGUCCUAUAGAAAUUCGCUAACCUUACCACCACAAUAAAUAUUUUAAUGUUAUGUAUUUGUUACAUCAUUGGGGCUUGUCAAUAAAACAUAUUUGUACAGUA